CGGCUGGCCGGGUCUGGCUCGGUGGCGGGCGCCAUGCGGGCAUCGAGGCCUUGCGGCGUCUGCGGGGCGGCCGGGGCGGCCCGGUACCGCUGUCCGCGCUGCGCCGCCGCAUACUGCUCGGUGCCGUGCUGCAGGACCCACAAGGAGCGAUGCGAACCGGAGCCGGGGCCGCAGCCGGAGCGCUGGGCGGCCGGACAGAGCUGCCCCGACGGGGCGAAGGGCGCCGGGCAGGCGGCAGGUGGCCCCUGGUCGGUGGAGGACAUCCUGAGGGAGGACGAGGAGCAGGACCGCGUCCCGCUGCACAAACUGCAGCUUUUAGGAGAAUCAGAAGAGCUGCGGGGUUUGCUGCUCAACCCCCACCUCAGGCAGCUGCUGCUGAGCAUCGACCAGGCAGAAGAUAAAAGCUCCCUCAUGAAGAAGUACAUGCAGGAGCCCCUGUUUGUGGAGUUUGCAGACUGCUGCUUGAGGAUUGUUGAGCCUCCAGAGAAGGAGAACAUUCUUCCCGAGUGAGCUACUUGGGGAACUUUUUCCUUUCCUUGAGAUUUUUUUGCCCCUCUGGGGGGGAUUGGUGCUGCCGGGGUGCAGCACUCUGUGUCCUCCCUCGGGGCUUGGUCUGGCUUUGCUCAGGGGUGUCACUGCUCUAAUUCACCAUUUAGAGUUGAUAAACUCAGUGAUAAACUCAGGCCUGGGAGGUAACAGGAAUUAAACUUGACAUUCCCUGGACUUGCUUUCUGUCGGUGCAGAAAUACUGUCAACUGUGGGAAACGCUGCUUCCCAAUAACAAUUAGUAUUAAAUAGAUUUGUUUUUAUUGUAACCCACAAACUAAUCUGAAA
Messenger RNA from Calidris pugnax (ruff), 834 nucleotides. RefSeq names its product zinc finger, HIT-type containing 3 (gene ZNHIT3). Gene Ontology annotation, cellular component: pre-snoRNP complex; nucleus. NCBI's taxonomy places the organism in Eukaryota, Metazoa, Chordata, Aves, Charadriiformes, Scolopacidae. The coding region runs from base 34 to 510 and encodes 158 amino acids. Gene Ontology annotation, biological process: maturation of LSU-rRNA from tricistronic rRNA transcript (SSU-rRNA, 5.8S rRNA, LSU-rRNA); snoRNA localization; box C/D snoRNP assembly. The transcript is spliced from 5 exons. The record is from RefSeq and is a predicted model, not a curated record. Gene Ontology annotation, molecular function: protein binding.